UGCAGACAGAGUGGGAGAAGCUUCAUAAGCUCCGAAGCCCGAAGCUUAUGUUCAACAGCACAGGGCUAGUACAAAAUGGUUGACGUGCCUUGAAUGCAUGAUACAAAUUGGUAGAUGCAACAUUUUGUUUCCCGAUGAAGGAGCUAGAUAUAAUAAACCGUGUGUAACGCUAAUGGAUUUAUAGGAAUUAUUUUGCUUUAGAUUUCACUAUUGGGAAAUUAAGUAAUACAUUCGAUCGUCGGAAAUAAAAGAUGGAGAAACGGCAGGAAGUACAGGCUCCGUUUUCAUCUGACGAGUGUCCAAACAGUGGAGAAGAUAGCGAAGAAGAUGUAAUAACUGAUUAUUUGGGAUCAUCGCAUUCUGAUUGCGAUCGCAUACCUAUUAUUAAUGGAGACCUUGGUUGUUUGAGUUCACGUGAAAAUAUAAUUGCUGAAGUCAGCUACACCAAAGACAAUAUCGAGAAAACGGCUAUCACUAUGUCUGAAGGAAUCGACGAACAGCAGCAGCAGCAUACAUUGCUCGCAAUUGGCUCUAAUAUACAAUCACAGCCUAAUCCUUUGGUGCCAAUUAUUAGCGUCACACCACAUUCACCUGGUCUUGCCAAGAACUACCCUGUUCUAGAGGACAACUUGCAACAUUUGCAUGAAAUCCAUGAUUGCAUUCAACGUAUGAGAGAUCUGACACUGAGCAACUGGGGAUACAAUCAUCGCGCUUCCCACAGUGACGUACAGCAACGUUUAACUUCAUCGUGUCCUUCUCUGUGUCCUUUAAUUUCACCUGAAAUAGCACCACGUUCGAAUAAUAAUGAAACAGGAUCUGAUCCAGAUCUCCUUGCUAAUUGCUCCACUAAUAGUUCUCCUACACAUUUCCCACCGGUAGGCCCUCGUUCACAGAAUGCACAAGGUAUAGACAGAAGACGUAGCUGGACAGAUCUAGAAGAUACUCGAUGCGGGCGUCGCAGAUGCUCUGGACAAAAUCAUCUACAAGCACAAAACAUGCGACAACGCAGUAUUAGUUUAAGUAGCCUAGACAGUGAAAUGGAAAUAGAAUUACAAGGAAAGUCUUGUACCAGACCUGUAGGUGUUGGCAGUCGUGCAUGUAGAUCACAAGCAAGCACUCAUUCCCUUAACGAAGCUGAUCUUGUACAGAGUGAAUAUCAGAAGAUAGUUACAAAGCGAUUCAAAGGUAGUCAAAGAUUAGCAGAAAGUAGUGGUUUAAUGCCUGGUGUCACAGGUUCUCGUUUACCUCUUCAGAAAUCUAUAUCAACGCCUUCAAUUGUUACACCACAAAUUAAUGCUCAUUUAGCAGAAUCUGUAACUAGGACAACACCGUCACUCACGACCCGUCACGAAAGAAACGAAAAGGGUAGCGGAAGCGAGACCGAAACAGAGGAUCUUCAUACAACACAUAGCCACGAGUUUCACGAAGAUAGAGAAGGCACUCCGAAUGCUCAGAUAUCGCUUGACGAAUUAUUGACCGAUGGAGCAACGUAUGAUGAUCAAAAUUCUGAAAAAACUAGGAGAAAACGGGGUUCUAUAUUUUUCCGUAAGAAGAAGGAUAAGAGUGGUAAAAAAACUAGUCUACAGCAGCAUUUAUGGUCAACAAUAAUGGCUGGACCUCAGGGAAAUUUAAUAUGUGAUGCUUGUAUGAAACAAUCAACAAAUAAACAGCCUCUUCUACAUUGUGACAAUUGUGGAGUAUCGGUACAUCAGAGUCAAGGAUGUAAGGAUCAACUGGUACUGGAAUGUAUUAAAUCGAAGCACCAUUCUAGCAAGGCAUUAUCGAGUAGCUACAACGUUAAGAGAGGCUCUACGGCAUCGCUGCCUCUACCAUCUUCGUAUGGAAGCGGAAGGGAAAUUAACAGCAAGAAAACCGUGACAAGCUACAGCCCUUGGCGGCGAGUUGCCACUAAGCUCGGAGUCAAUCAAACGAUAAACGAAGAAAAGGAUGGGGACGGACAACAUCGUGACAUAUCGAGUGGUUGGGAAGAAUUUGAUAUCUGUGAUGAUACUCAUCAGUUUACCGUAGACGAUUUGGAAGGUGUGGAUCCUGAAUUGGGCCUAGGUAAAGAAGAACCUGAUUCCUGGAGUGCUGCCAUUGGGCAAAACAUCGCGUUGCGGCUUGUCGAUAAUUGCGAGCGAAAAGUAAAAAGACAAGAGCACAUUUACGAAUUUGUUCUUACCGAGAAGCAUCAUUGCUUGGUGCUCCUUGCUAUGGAAAGUAUUUUCGCGGAAGGUCUCCGACGUCACUUCCGUUUCGGCCAACCAGACCUGGAGCGUAUGUUUCCCAGACUCCGCGACCUCAUCGACAUUCAUUUACGAUUUUUGCAAAAGUUACGGAAGCGGCAAAAUGCAAAUCCUGUUGUUCCUACUAUCGCUGAUAUACUCGUUGAUCAGUUCGCCAGUGAAAAUGCGCAACGUAUGAAGAGUGCCUAUGGAGAAUUCUGUAGUCGUCACAGGGACGCUGUCGAGGCUUAUAAGUAUUAUUUCCGACACGAUCCUCGCUUUGCUCGAUUUGUACGGCAUUGUCAGUCGCACCCUCUACUAAAAAAGAAGGGGAUUCCCGAGUGUAUUUUAUUCGUUACCCAACGUUUAACAAAAUAUCCACUGUUAGUUGAACCACUUAUAAAAACUGGCAUUGUGCAAGAAGAAGGUGAAGAUUUGCGCAAAGCGUUAAGCCUUGUUAAAGAAAUCUUAGCGGAUGUGGACGCUUGUGUAGCCGAUAAGGAAAGAGAAGAUAGGAAGCUAGAGAUCUAUAAUAAGAUCGAUGCAAAAUCAUUUGCAACAUAUCGUAACGUUAAAUUCAAAAAGUCAGAUAUCAUGGCAUUUAAUAGAGUACUGAAAUUCGAAGGUACUGCGUACUUAAUGCAAGGCCGUGGAAAAAUGACUGCCAUUGUAGUAGUUGUUCUGUCUGAUAUAUUAUUUUUCUUGGCCGAGAGGGAUCAGAAGUAUGCCUUUUUUGUGCCUGACAAUAAGGCCGGUAUAGUGUCGCUUCAGAAACUGCUGGUGCGUGAGAAGGCUGGUCAAGAAUCUAGAGGAAUCUAUUUAAUAAGUAGCAAUCCAGCUGAACCAGAGAUGUUUGAGUUAAAAAUUCAAAAGCCCAAAGAUAAACAGUUAUGGAUACAAGCGAUCAGAUCAGCGGUCGAAGCUUGUCCACAAGAAGCCGAUAAUGAAUCUGAUACAAUAACUGAAAAUAAUAGUAGCAAUGAAUUGAGAGACACCCGUUCUUCUUCUAUAUCAUUACUUUCUGUCGAAGAAAGACAACGCCUAGUUAAAACGAAAGAAACACAUAUCCAGAAAAUAGUUGCUGAGCUACGAAAGAAGGACACCGAGCAAGCACUUUUACUGGAAGAAAAACUUAAUCUGCAAAUGCAGCUUUCGAAUGCCGCAAAUGUGUGGGGAGGGAAUGAAACUAAUGAUACUGAACGAUUAGAAAAGGUUGAUAAAGAAAUUCCGGAUUAUACUAGACUAGUUCACAACGAAGGGACUGAUACUACGCAAUUAUGGAAAGAGGUGGUUAUGGCUGUUCAAGAAGCAACAAGACUUGCUAGCUCAUUAUCGUUUAGUACAGGCGGUGCUACUCUUUCAAGAAGUUUAAGUUCUGCCGGUGAACGGCAUAGCGAAGCCUACGUACCAGCUGCUCUCAGUGUACCACGGAGGGCAGAAACAUUUGCUGGUUUUGACCACAACAAAGAGAAAUAUCCAUUACGAGAUUCUGCAGCAGUUCAAUCGGUAAUUUUUCUUCCAAAAGUUGGCGAAUUUGUGAAAGAGACACCAGGGGAUAAGGAAGCUCAAGAUUCCGAAGCGAACAAGGAUCAACAAUGGGCGGCAAUUCGUUUGUCUCAUCACGUUUAUACGCUGCUCUGUCUAAUUAGUAGCCAGAUGACGACAAUCGAUAGUUUACAGGCUCAAUUAGCUGCGUGUAAAGAUGGAAGUAUAAGCAAACCAAAUAAUAGACCUAAUACAAACCGCCAGUUAGAAGAGUUGCGUAACUUGCAAGAUCAAUUAAGCCGAGAGAAAGCAGCGUUCCGUGCUGCUUCCCAGCAAGAACAAAAACAGCUGGAGGAAGAAAGGGCCGAGUUGGCGAGACAACGAGAACAACUCGCGGCAGAAAAGCAGGAUGUAACACAGCAGAGAGACCAAUUAUAUCGGCGACUCGAAGCAUUGGAGAGACAAGGUGUGACAUUGGUUGCAGGCGCGGCGCCAGGAUCCGCGACCAUUCAUCUGUCUCACAUGUCGCAAGGAACGGAUACGAUACAGACACGAAAAUCUCAGCUAGAUGCUAAACGGAUACCAUUAAAUUUAAUUAGCGCUACCAACCAACAAAAAGUGCAAAGCAAUCUUCCUGUGAAACAGCAGUUGCCUUUGAAACUUGCUAGUGGAAGUAACAAUAAUACUAGGAGCGGAGGCACAAGUAAUAAUAGUCCUGAUCGACAUUCACGAACCGGUAGUAGCCCGGCAAUCGUGAGUAGCUCAACGUAUUCUUCCCCGGAACUAGGUAACAAUAACGCUAGCACCAGUCAAAUUCACUCUUCGAAUCGUUCUCUACGAAUCACGCGAUCUCCUCCGGAGUAUCCUCAUUAUCAACAACAGCCACAACAACCACCACCACCACCACAACAGCAACAACAGCAUCAACGAACUGAACAGCAACAACCGUUGGAGGAGGAGGUAAUUUUUUUCUGACGACUCCUUCGUUUUGGUCGAAAGCAUUCUCGAUCCUCUCGCCCUACAACCGGCGAAGCUACCCCAACGUCUCAACUAACUCCUUCUCGGAAUCAAUCAAAAGAUGCUCAACCUAGAAGCCGUGUCAAAUCAUUUUGACUUUCAACAUUCACGCGGUAAUAACUUUGAAUUACCCAUUUUGAAUAUUCUUCCGUAGUAUUUCGUCGUUGGUUUCAAUAUUUCUCAUCGAUCAUUCUAUGUUCACUUGUCACUUUUCUCCUUAUCUGUUCCAUUUUCUCUUUCAUCUUUUGUUUUUGUCUUCCUUGCUCAGUGAUAAUUUUUAUGGUGUUGUACAUUAAAAAUGCAACAUGGUACAUUAAUAAUGCAUUUAACGUAUCUAUAAAAUCGCGUGACUGUCAAUGAGAAAAAAAAAAGAACAUACAUACGUAUUAUUCUGAAUAAAUCGAUAAAAAGGAUCGUUACUUUUCAACUGCUAUUGAAGGCAAUAAUAUAAUUUUUAUGCAAAGUCUCACGAAACCUACCGUAGAAAAAGAGAAUAAAUGUAACAUAUAUGGACAAAUAAAAUGAUAACGAUUAGUAGUCACAACUAUUUGGGAGAACAAAAAAAAAUAAAAGUAUUAAGAAAGCCGGCUUGGUGAGGUAGUUCAGCCGAUCUUGUUGAAUUCUUGCUCGUUAUGUUAUUAAGCCGACUGACAAUUUUAGAGACAUGAUUUUAGAUGAAUCUUUUAAACAAAUCUGUUGCUGCUUGCUGAAAAACGCAAGGUUAGAGAAUUAGAUUAUAUUAGGAGUGCAUAUAUACAUGAACGUGUAUAUAUACUUUUUCAUGGACAUAUGUAUGGUGAAGUCACAUGUACGUAUGCUGGGUUCAAAACUGUGCGAAAGUAUGUAAUGCGUGCAUAUGAAUAAAAUUCAUGAACACAUGCAUACGUGUACAACUCCAUUUUACCAAGAAUGUACACAUAUGCACCUAUACUUGUGUGUACGCACGUAUAUGAAAGAAUAUGUGAGUGAUCGCGGUAGUUAUUCAUACAUCAUAACUUUAAAAGUAUUUUAAUAUGUGCUAAAGCGACGGAUAAGAUAAAUUAUUAUCGGUAACGAAUCGCUGUUAUAUGUGUGCCAAGCCACAGUUAAAAAUCGUUAAUUUUUCGGUAUCAUUAUCGCAUAUCAUUUGUUCGACAAUACAAUCGUCCUCCCUCAAUUUAAGUUGGACAAACAUGGAUCAACAUAACAUUUUCUAUUUAAUAUUUUUAAUUCGAGAUUUUCCACUGCCAUUAUUGUUAAUCUGACCCUUUUCUCUUUUCGACUGUUUACAAUUUAUUUUAUUUAUUGCAUCGCGUAUAUUUUCGAUUAUCUGAAGUAUUUUAUUUAUAAGAUUUUUUUUAAAUAAUGACCGUUUUCAAGUAUUUGCGAAUCUGGAACCCAUUUCAGAGAAAGUAAUAUACAAACUAUAUGAUCAUACUGCACGUUUGAAGUGUUAUACUUACGACUUCUCAUUUAUUAAUCGUUAAGGCGAAAAAUUAUAUUUAAAAUUGAAAUCCGUAAGGAUGACAAAGACGAAGUAAGAAAUUAUCUUCGAAGACAUGACCCUAGAACGUAGAUCGUUAUAAUGAAAUCAGAAUUUUGUUUUGAUACAUAUAUAAAUAUUAUAUACAUAUAGAUAGCGUAUAUAUGCUUGCCUCAGAAGAUGCUGUAGCGUGCAAUAUGAUCGAAUGGAGGACAGCGUCGUAGAGGCAUGAUAAUGAUGAAACAUGUGACUAAUUAAUUUAACAUCAUAGGGCAACAUAAAGCAACAGUAUCGACUUGUCUCAAUCAAUCAUGGUGACAAUAGUUCUUCAAAGUAUUUCUGUAAGAUGUAAAGUGUGAGAAAAACAAACAUAACGAGUUUUUACAAGUCUACUACUAAAAAGUCUCAGCAUGUAUCAGAACAUAAAUAAUAUUGUAUCGAUCUGUUAACAGCCUUUAUAGAUGAGUGUUCGACUUCAUUUCAAGAACACUAAAUACAAAUUAUAAACUGUUCUUAGUGUUAUAAUGUUCGUGAUAAAGGAACCGUUGAAACACACGUGAAAAGUAAGAUCUAACACUGAAAUGUAAUUCCAAAGAAAUCAUUCCAGAUAUGUAUGUACGCGCGCACUUACACAUAUGCAUUGACAAAAGGCAAAUGUAUUCUUUACAUAUGUUAAGAGCAUUCCGCUAUGUCAGAUAUAACUCGAUGUGACUAAAACUCGUUGUUAUUAAAUAUUCUCCUUGUACAAUGAAGUCGUACACCAUCUUUUGGGUGACACAAAAAAAAAAUCAAAUUGGAUUAACAACUUAAAAAGUAGUGCGGCGGCCUACGUGCAUCUCGUGACAUCUAAAAAAAAAAAUUCGAUGUCAUACGAUUGCAUAAGUUUAAGAGAGGAUAUAAAGAAUUAUUAGCAACGCGGUUUUCCACGUUUUAGUGAAUCUUUACGUCCCUGAUGCUCAUGGGAAGUAUUUUUGUACGUUUACUCUGUACCUACUAUUUUACUCUAAAGCUAUAUCUACUGUUAUCAUUGUGAUACUCGCUACUGCGAUCGUCUUUGGAAACGUUAAUAUAAAAUUAUAAUAAUCUAAUAAAAUGAACGCGUAUCUAUUUUAAGACACGCUCGCUCGAUGCAUUAGUAUUAAUUCUCUUAGACUUGAUCAAUUUUAAACUACAAACCGAUUCGUCGGUUGCAACCUAAUAAUAAUUGUUAUUAUUGUGUUACUCGCUUGAUUACUUCAUCAAGAUUACCAUUUACUAACACAAUAUGCUAAAUACGUCUAUUUUAUGACAAAUACAAGUUAUAAGCUCCUAUUUUACUAAAUCCAUAUACUGCAAAAUGAAAUGAUUUUUCUGUAAGGCGAUCCAUCAACAUUAAUCUGUUACUUGGCAAGAGUAAACAAAUAUUUACGAUAUUUUUCUUCCUCCAACUUUAUACAUCUAUGUAUACAUAUACAUAUUUAUAUUUGUAUAUGUAUACCUAUAGAUAUAUGCAUGCGUAUAUACAGUGUAUAUUAUAUAUGUUAUAUAUAAUGUACACGCACUCAUAAACACUGGUAUGUGAUUUACAUUCCUUAACGUUUAUAUACACAUGUUUUGCUGCAUUUUCGAUCGAUAAAAGAAUCGCUGUUAAAUCAUUAGCCGCAUAAAGAAAUAAUAUCUAUUUAUUAUAAAUGUACAUACAACCGUUAUUGUAAUAAAGAAGAACGUGAGAGAAAUGUACGAUUAUGUUAAUGUUA
Messenger RNA from Megalopta genalis, 7925 nucleotides. It is a transcript of the gene cyst, whose product is annotated as rho guanine nucleotide exchange factor 18 cysts. The record is from RefSeq and is a predicted model, not a curated record. NCBI's taxonomy places the organism in Eukaryota, Metazoa, Arthropoda, Insecta, Hymenoptera, Halictidae. Gene Ontology annotation, molecular function: guanyl-nucleotide exchange factor activity. Gene Ontology annotation, biological process: regulation of Rho protein signal transduction.